AUGCCCAUCCGAAGAGGGCUAUCAGCGCCGCAAAACAACUUUAUCGAAACCAUCAUUAAACGAUUUGAUGGUCCCGGUCGAAAUUUUGUCUUGGCCAAUGCGGUCCUGGAAGAAUUACCCAUUAUAUAUUGUAAUGAUGGAAUUUGUAAGUUAUAUGGUUACUCUCGAGCCACGCUAAUGCAAACCAGCAGCGAUUGCAAGUUUUUCAAAGGAGAACGAACAAGUCCAGAAGCAUUAGAGACCAUUUACCGUUUCCUCCAUGAACCUAAUGAGCAGCAAAUAGAUGUUGUCUUGUAUAAAUAUGACGGUAAGCCGCAAAUUUAA
Trichoplax adhaerens is the source of this 324-nucleotide messenger RNA. RefSeq lists its product as uncharacterized. The record is from RefSeq and is a predicted model, not a curated record. NCBI's taxonomy places the organism in Eukaryota, Metazoa, Placozoa, Uniplacotomia, Trichoplacea, Trichoplacidae. The coding region runs from base 1 to 324 and encodes 107 amino acids. The transcript is spliced from 2 exons.